Sphaeroforma arctica JP610 is the source of this 199-nucleotide messenger RNA. RefSeq lists its product as hypothetical. NCBI's taxonomy places the organism in Eukaryota, Ichthyosporea, Ichthyophonida. The transcript has a single exon. The annotation marks the transcript as partial. The record is from RefSeq and is a predicted model, not a curated record.
GCUCUGCAGUCCUCUUUUUGGGACUCGGCAAACACUGACCAACGUCUCACAGCCCAGGUGACCCGUCCAGUACAGGACCGGUACAAUACGCAAUCCAGGACAACCCAGGUGCGUAUGUGUGAUACAACCAACACGCGCAACACGCUCAACAAGCUCAGCAAAUUCGUACCCCUAUCACGGGAAGUGAGGGCCAAUGCUU